UGACCUGUUCCGCUUUGCAUCGCUUUUUAGGUCCUCCUUGGUACUUUGUUACACUUAGAUGCUUCACGUAGUUACUGUGAUAGUAAAGAUUGGGUUCCGCGAUGCGAAGUUCAGGAUGGAUAUCUCACGACACGGGAGGGCAGACGCCAAUACAGCUCGUACCUACAACCUUGCCUACAGCGGCAUUCCAUCCGUACGGACAACCAACAACUCGCUCCAGGUUGGGCUUACUUGCAAUCGCGGUUACGCUUGGCUCCAUGCAACAGUUGGAGUAAAAACGCCCAGUGUGAGCCCAGCUUAACCACCAAACAGUGUGAUAAACAACAACCAAAAUAACAUUAAAAUAACCAGAAAUAACGUGAUGGGAGGGUCGUGGUGGACGAGGGGAGGGAGAGAGAGGAGGAGCACCACGCUAAGCCGGGACAAGGAGGAUAAUGAUGGAUAACGGCAGAAAAUAAGGCGACCACCACCACCACCACGGGUGGGAAGGAGGAGAAGGAGGAGGCGAAGGAAGAAGAAGAAGAAGAAGAAGAAGAAGAAGGAAGUGAAUAAGUAUGUGAGAAAAAUUAAGAGAAACAGAUAAACAGUGAAUAUAAGGAAAAAAGGAAGGAAGGAAGGAAGGAAGGAAAGAAGGAAGAAAGGAAGAAAGCUGAUCCAGAAGUCACCACCACCACCACCACCAUCACCACCACCGCCAUCACCACCAAAAUGUCAUCACCACUUAAAUAGCAAUGAAGGAAGCUGAUUUCACCUCCCCUUUCCUCUCUCUAACUUCCUCCUCCUCCCCCUCCUCCUCCUCUUCCCCCUCCUCCUCUUCCUUCCCCCUCCUUAUCCUCCUCCUCCUACUCUCUCUCCCUCACCCCGCCCCCUCCUGCCCCCCGCCCUGCUCCUGCCCCCCCGCGCCGUCGCCAGGGGGGCCUCAGGGUGCGCGGGGGCUGGUGUGUGCCGGGCUAGGCCUAUCAGUCCCCCCCGAGGGUUCCGACACCCAGGGGAAGGUAGUGUCCGUUGACCUAAGCAACAAUGAAAUCAGUGCCCUGCCUGACCUGACCUUCGCCGGCUACCCUUCAUUGCUACGACUGAAGUUGUCUGGGAACCGAAUCAGCAGCGUCUCCGAAACAACCUUCCACCGCCUGGCCCUCGAAAGACUGUACCUCGACAACAACCGCCUGGCCAGCCUGCCGCCCGCCUCGCUCCCGGCGCCGCUGCAGCACCUCUCCCUCGAGGACAACCUCUUCCCCGCCGUCCCCGCCCCCGCCCUGGCCACACUGCCGCUGCUGCACCACCUAAACUUGGCGAGGAACAAAAUUACGAGGAUUGGCGCAGAUGACUUUACAAACUUAACUCUCCUCACCUCACUAUCGCUGCACCAAAACAGGAUCGAAACAGUGGAUGAGACAGCGUUCGAAUCCCUAACACAGCUCCAAUUCCUGGACUUGACGGAGAACAGCCUGAAGGAGAUUCCCGUAGCAGUCCUGUCCUGUCCUCGCCUGGCAAGACUGUUACUCAGCUACAACCACGUGCGGCACCUGGGGGAGGGGUCACUAUCAGGCCUGGGGGAGCUGUAUCAGUUGACGCUACACGGGAACCCCAUAGCGACCGUCCACCCCGCUGCCUUCACCCACCUCCCCGCCCUCCAGAAGCUCAUCCUGACGGACAUCCGCACGCUCUCUACCUUCCCGCUCCUGAACGGCACCUACAGUCUGGAGCUCAUCAGGAUAGACCGCGCCGCCCUCACCGCCGUGCCCGCCGCCCUCUGCUCCCUGGUGCCGCGGCUCGAGAGUCUGAACCUUCAGUUUAACGACAUCAAGGAGCUGCCCGACCUGACCGGCUGCGCGUACCUCAAGCUUCUGGACCUCAGCAACAACGAGAUCACCUCCCUGGGACACGCUGCCUUCGCCGACGUGCCGCUCCUGCAAGACCUCCUCCUGCAGAACAACAGGAUCCCCAGGGUGCCCGCCGACUCCUUCGUGGGACUCUCCAGCCUGCAAGUCCUAGCUCUCCAGAAGAACCAAAUAAGAGAGAUCGAGGAGGAUGCUUUUCUCCCUCUCGUCAGCUUGGAAGACAUCAACCUCGGCGACAACCACUUCCCGCGCCUGCCCCACACCGGCCUCCAGCAUGUCGUGUCCAUCAAGGUCCACAACAACAGGUUCCUCCGCGUCUUCCCCGGGCCGGAGAGCUUCCCGAAGGUCCACUCGCUCGUGCUGUCCUACGCCUACCACUGCUGCCCCUUCCUCAGCCUGGAGAACGAGGACACGAGGGCGGUGACGAAGAUCGAGGAGGACGUGCUGUACAACGUGUCGUGGUCCUCACACCCCGCCUUCUGGAACGCCACCACCUCGUCCUGGCGCGGCGACGGCGUGGUGCUGGUGGGCGGCGGGGAGGCUGAGGGGGACGACGCGGGCGGGGGCAUCUUUGCACGGCUGUGGGCUAACCUUCCCCCCGCUGCCUUCUCUCCAGCCACCACCACCUCCACCUCCACCACCUCCUCCACCGCCACCCCCACCAGCGGGCCCCAACACCACCUCCACCACCGCUCCGAGGGGCACCACCACCUGAACCCCGUCCUCCGCCCCCGACCAGAGUGUAUCCCCCUCCCCGGACCCUUCAUGCCCUGCCGGGACCUCUUCGACUGGUGGACGCUGCGCUGCGGGGUGUGGAUCGUGUUCCUGCUGGCGCUGAUGGGCAACGGCGUGGUGGUGGUGGUGCUGGUGGCCGCCUACACCAAGAUGGACGUGCCCCGCUUCCUCGUCACCAACCUCGCACUGGCGGACUUCUUCAUGGGCGUCUAUCUGGGCUUCCUGGCGGUGGCCGACGCCUCGACCCUCGGCGAGUUCCGCAUGUACGCCAUCCCGUGGCAGAUGUCGGCGGCGUGCCAGACGGCGGGCUUCCUGGGCGUGCUGAGCUGCGAGCUGUCGGUGUACACGCUGGCGGUGAUCACAAUGGAGAGGAACUACGCCAUCACGCACGCCAUGCACCUGCAGAAGCGGCUGUCGCUGCGGCAGGCGGCCUACAUCAUGGCGGCGGGCUGGGUCUUCGCCCUCACCAUGGCGGUGCUGCCGCUGGCGGGAGUGUCAGACUACCGCAAGUUCGCGGUAUGUCUGCCCUUCGAGACGGCGGGGGCGGGCCUGGGCUACGUUGUGUUCCUUAUGUUCAUCAACGGCGUGGCCUUCCUCAUCUUGAUGGGCUGCUACUUCAAGAUCUACUGCGCCAUCCGCGGCUCCCAGGCGUGGAACAGCAACGACUCCCGCAUCGCCAAGCGCAUGGCGCUGCUCGUGUUCACGGACCUGCUGUGCUGGGCGCCCAUCGCCUUCUUCUCCCUCACGGCGGCCUUCGACCUGCACCUCAUCUCCCUCGAGGAGGCCAAGGUGUUCACGGUGUUCGUGCUGCCGCUCAACUCCUGCUGCAACCCCUUCCUGUACGCCCUGCUCACCAAGCAGUUCAAGAAGGAUUGCGUGCUGCUGUGCAAGACCAUCGAGGAGUCCCGCGUCACGCGAGGCAUCGGCCGCUGCCGACACUCGUCCAACUUCAGCAACAGACAGACGCCCGCCAACACCAACAGUGCCGUGGACCACAGCGACCACCACUCGGACCGACCGGCGUGCCGCUGCGGCAAGCCGGAGCGGCGGCGGCCGCGGCUAAGCCUGGCGGCACUCAAACACUUCCUGUGCCAGCGGGGCGCCGCCACCGCCGCCUCCUCCAGCGACUGCAGCUUCCAGACGGACCCAACGGCCCGCCGCGGGCCGCGCCACACCUCGCUCUCCAGCGACACUUGCAGCGGCUCCUGGAGCGACACGUGGCGACGCGGGCGUGGCGGCCCGACUUCGGGGCGGCCCAUGGACCGCCGCCGCCACCACUCGUGGGCGGCGGCGCACCGGCCGUCGCAGGAGAGCAGCUUGUCGGCGUCACGACCUGAUUCGGCAGCGUCCGCCUCCACGGCCACCUGGCGCAUCUCCCGUUCGUCUGUGUCCUCAGACACCUCCAACAGCAGCGCCAGGACGCGCGGCAACGAGGCGGCCACAGCGGCACGGCGCGGCGCAACGUGGCGUGGCGAGGGCCGCGGGGCGGGGCCGCCGCGGCAGUUUAGUCAGGGGUGCGUCUCAGCCGCGUCGCGCCCCAUGUGUGGCCGCGGCAAGCCCCGCCUGACGCGCCAGGGCGCCGUGGAGCGUGAGGCGUACACGCCGGGCCGCGACGGCUCCGCGCCGGACAGUCCGCCGUGUCCGCUUCACCUGCGGCCCGAACACCUGUCGUGUGUGUACGAGCAGAGCCACGAGGACGACGCCUCCCCCGCCGCGCCGUCGCUGCUGCUGGACGCCGCCGCGUUGGACGACAGCGUCUUUGCAGACUCCAGCGACGACCACCACGCCUCCCCGCCAGUCUCCCCGCCCACGCCCCGCCCCGCUCCGGGCCCCGCUGAGCCCGCGGAGACGGCGGCGUUGCUGAUUGCAGCGGGCAGCGCGGUGUUGACGGCGGCGGCGCCCGUGGACGUCGCGCCGCUGGAGACCCACUUCCCCGUCGAGGAGCGGCGCCUACUCAUAUGAACUUAUGAAACGACGCGGCGCCCUGACCAGUCCCGUCCCGUGCUGCGGCCCAGCCCCAUGACAUUUUGUCCUCACCCUGUUCAAGGCGGGCCGGGCCGGGGCGGGGCAGCCCAAAAAAGCCAAAGACGAGUAGGGAGGAGUUGUAGCGUGGCGGCGGUGGCGGCUGUGGCACGUCUUUACCAUGAUGACUAUAUUACUAUAUUGUUACCACUAUCACCGCCGCCGCCGCCGCCACUGGUAACUUAAGUAUUUAUGUCGUAGUGUUGUAAGUCACUCGUGUCAGUGUUGUCUUAGUCACCAAGAUAAAGUAAAGCACGUGUAU
Molecule: messenger RNA, 4860 nt
Organism: Eriocheir sinensis (Chinese mitten crab)
Lineage: Eukaryota; Metazoa; Arthropoda; Malacostraca; Decapoda; Varunidae
Product: lutropin-choriogonadotropic hormone receptor-like
Exons: 18
Coding region: 732-4538 (1268 amino acids)
Biological process (GO): G protein-coupled receptor signaling pathway
Cellular component (GO): membrane
Molecular function (GO): protein binding; protein-hormone receptor activity; G protein-coupled receptor activity
Source: RefSeq, a predicted model, not a curated record